AUGACUAAAAAAUUAGAUUUGACAACAAGUCGUGACUGGGAAGAGCAUAGGAACAAUAUUUUAAAAGAUGAUCCUACUUUAAUGCAAUUUUGUUCUUUUUUAAACAAGAAAGCGGAUUGGUUAGAGUCCGUCGAGUCAAAUAUCUAUUCUUCUCAGACGAAUACUACUGUAGCUUUAAAUAAUAGUCAUACAUAUAAACAUUCCAAUUCUAAAGUCACUCAAGUUAAUAAAAAAUCACAUAAUAAUUUUAAUAAAAUAAAUAAAUGUCCACUUUGCUCCCAGGCUCAUACAUUAUAUAAAUGUGAAUCCUUUAGAAACUUAACUAUAGAGGAUCGCAUAAAAAAGGCAAAUGAUUACAAUGUUUGUCUUAACUGCUUGCGCGUCGGACAUUCUGCUAAGCAGUGUAAACUCACACAUUGCAAAUAUUGCAAAACAAAGCACAAUACGCUUUUGCAUUUAGAAUUUAGUGAACCUAAACCAUUUUCGAAUCCAUUGCCUCUUGCUUUGGCUUCUGCUUUGCCUUCUGCGUCAAACAUAGCACUAUCAGCCAAUUCCUUGCAGCUUGCUACUCCUGCGCAUGUUUUACUGUCCACAGCUAUGGUGAACGUGAUUAGCGGGACGGGUAAGAAGUACACUGCGCGGCUACUGCUGGACAACGGUAGUACCGCCAACUUUGUUACGCAGAGACUAUCAGAGAAACUGGGUUUGUCACAUCGCGAUACGAGCACCAAGGUAACGGGUAUUAAUAAUCACAUAUCCACCAGCACACAGUCUUGUCACCUCACAAUUGAGUCUUUAUGCUGUGUAUUUACUGUUGAUAUCGAGUGUCAUAUUUUACCCGAAAUAACAAAGGUUCUACCGUCUUCAUUCGUGCAUAUAAAUCACGUCCCUAUUCCUUCAGGUCUAACACUAGCAGACCCGAACUUUAAUGUUCCGUCGGUCGUAGACAUCCUGGUAGGGGCUGAGGUGUUUUGGAAUGUCUUAGGCAGCAAAACUAUAGAUUUAGGGAAACAUUUACCUAAAUUGUGCGAAACUAAAUUCGGUUGGCUUGUCUCCGGUAGUAUUUCACAUCAAUCUAGUUUUGUUUCAUCACACCUUUGUCAGCAUUCCAACGUCACUCCCGACCUAACUCAAUUUUGGGAGCUUGACAACGUGUCGUCAAAACAUUCACUUUCUGUUGAAGAAAGGGUCUGUGAACAACUUUUUGCCCAAACCACCGUUCAUAAAAAUGAUGGUAGGUUUUUCGUGACGAUGUCCUUAAAAGAGGACUCUAGAACUUUAGGGCAUUCGUAUGAAAACGCAAAAAAUCGUUUUCUAUCCCUGGAACGGCGAUUUAAACGCGAUCCUUCAUUUAAAACCAAAUAUUGUGAAUUUAUGAGAGAAUAUGAGCAUUUAGGUCAUAUGACUUUAGACUCUGACUGUACUUCUACGCCUAAAAACUCCGUGAUCACAUAUUUCAUUCCACAUCAUGGAGUCAUUCGUAGCUCUAGUACCACUACUCAACUACGCGUAGUAUUCGACGCAUCAGCCUCUACCAGUUCGGGCGUGUCUCUUAAUGACAUUCAGAUGGUCGGUCCCGUAGUGCAAGACGAUCUCUUUUCCAUUUUAAUACGUUUUCGUCAACAUAGAUACGUGGUCUCAGGUGAUGUAGAGAAGAUGUAUAGAGCCAUUGAGCUAAAUCCAGUCCAACGUCCUCUACAAAAAAUUAUUUUUCGGUUUGAUCCUUCAGAACCUCUUAGAACCUAUACAUUAAAUACGGUCACCUAUGGUACCGCUUCUGCUCCUUAUUUAGCCACGAAGUACCUGGUAAGUCUGGCUGAUAACAUUGAGGAUAGUCAGGUCCAGCGGGCCAUACGACGUGACUUCUACGUUGAUGACUAUCUGAGCGGAGGAAACACCAUAGCUGAGACUGUAACAAUUGCAAAUCGCGUACAAUCGGUUCUAUCUUCCGCUAAAUUUAACUUACGCAAAUGGCGAUCAAACCAUCCUCAAAUUCUAAAUCAAAUUACAAACAGUAACGAAUCGUAUGAUACUCAUACGUUGCAUUUUUAUAAGCAGGGUUUAAAUUCACAUCAAUCUAAAACUUUGGGUCGUAAUUGGGCUUGCGAUUCCGAUUCACUUACUUAUACUAUUAACAUAAAGUCGACCACUAAAGUAACUAAACGUCACAUCCUCUCAGUUAUCAGUCAGAUCUUUGACCCAUUAGGCCUCGUAGGUCCAUGCGUUGUCGAAGCGAAAAUAGUCAUGCAGCGUUUAUGGCUACACAACUAUGACUGGGACGACGAAGUAUCGCUCGAGGUCAGAAACCUUUGGACGACAUUCGAAAAUACAAUAACAUCUUUAAAUAAUUUAAAGAUUCCUCGUUGGGUUUUGCGUGAAAACUCUAGUACGCAUGAAGUACACGUCUUCACCGAUGCGUCCGAAAAAGCUUAUGGCGCAUGUGUGUACAUUCGGUCAUGCAGUAACAGUAAUACUAUUGGCGUACAACUUUUAGUUUCUAAAAAUCGUGUAGCGCCCAUCAAGCCGACAACAAUACCAAGGCUUGAACUAUGUGGAGCAUUGUUAGGUGCCAGACUGUGUACCAAGGUUCAGGAAGCGCUUUCUUUACCCAUUCACCGAUGUAGAUUCUGGUGCGACUCAACCAUAGUCUUGGGUUGGCUCUCUACUCCAGCUAAUCAAUUAAAAUCUUUUGUGAGAAAAAGAGUCAACGAGAUACAGGAGAGCACUUAUGGUCAUACCUGGAGCUACGUGCCGUCGAGGGACAACCCAGCGGAUCUUGUUUCCCGUGGUCUUAAAGCUAACGUUAUCAAGGACACACCACUAUGGUGGUCCGGACCCUCUUUUCUGUUGCGUAAUGAAAAUGAGUGGCCUAAAAUUCAACGAUUAUGGGCAGCCUUACAUUGGUGUAAAGAAAAUAAUCAACUGUACAGACAUUUUAGUAUCGCAGAUAUUUGCCAAAUUGCACCUGACAUAAUCUUUCAUCAAAAUGAAAGGUCACAUAUCGGUGCUCUUACGACAAACCGUGGGAGUUGUUUUGUAGACAACGGAAUUGUAGACAUUGGAUGGAUUGGAAUGGAUAAAUUCUAA
Messenger RNA from Parnassius mnemosyne (clouded apollo), 3087 nucleotides. Lineage: Eukaryota; Metazoa; Arthropoda; Insecta; Lepidoptera; Papilionidae. The record is from the annotation of a GenBank genome assembly.